Varroa destructor (honeybee mite) is the source of this 3566-nucleotide messenger RNA. RefSeq names its product delta-1-Pyrroline-5-carboxylate dehydrogenase 1 (gene P5CDh1). NCBI's taxonomy places the organism in Eukaryota, Metazoa, Arthropoda, Arachnida, Mesostigmata, Varroidae. Gene Ontology annotation, cellular component: mitochondrial matrix. The record is from RefSeq and is a predicted model, not a curated record. Gene Ontology annotation, molecular function: L-glutamate gamma-semialdehyde dehydrogenase (NAD+) activity.
AUAAUCGUUACGAAUGUUCUAUACUAAACUGAAUUACGUACAAUGGAUGCUAAUAUCUAUUGUGUAUUUCACAACUCCACUCAAAUCAAUUAAGGAAAAUCUGCUAAAAUCCUUUUAUAUGCCUUGAUGUGCCUUGCGCCCGACGGUCAGAGCGUCUGACUAAACGAAUAAGCGAACUAUUCCUGGCUUUCAUAUGAGUUCCUUUCAAUAACGGUAUCAUAUUGUUGGACGACCGACUUCCUGUAAAUAUGCUUCAAUCAGGAGGCAAAAUUCUGCGAGCCGCAAUUCGUCAGAGCUCAACUAGUCGGAUUGCUGUUCAGCAAUGUCGAAACGCUAGUGCACUGCAAUUGUCGGCGGCAGUUCCCGAGUUCGAAGUUACAAAUGAACCAAUCCUUGAUUAUCUGCCGGGAAGUCCGGAAAGACAGCAACUCGAGGCCGCCCUCAACAAGUGGAAGGAUGCCACGACCGACGUGCCUAUUAUCAUUGGUGGCAAAGAAUAUCGUACUGAUGUCGUCCGUACCCAUACAGCUCCGUUCGAUCACACCAAAACAGUGGCCAAAUUCAGCUGGGCGGACCCAAACCUCAUCCAGAAGGCAAUUGAGGAUUCUUUGAGCGUUCGCGUCGAGUGGGAAAGGACGCCCCUUGCUGAAAAGAUAAAAAUCUUUCUUCGAGCUGCCGAUUUAGUUGCGAACAAGUACAGGGCAGAUUUAUUGGCUACCACUAUGAUUGGACAGGGGAAAACUAUUUUUCAAGCAGAAAUUGACGCCGCUGCAGAACUUGCGGAUUUUCUAAGAUUUAACGCGUACUUCGCUAAGGAACUUGUCAAAUAUCAACCCAUCAGUCCGGAUCCAUCCGUGACCAUCAAUCAAUAUCGACACAGGGGGAUUGAGGGCUUCUUCACGGCAAUUUCACCAUUCAACUUCUCUGCAAUCGGCGGUAAUCUCGCCACGGCUCCGUCACUUAUGGGAAAUGUCGUUCUCUGGAAACCUUCGGAUUCAGCCGUGCUUUCCAAUUACCUCAUCUAUAAGAUCCUGUUGGAAGCCGGCUUACCACCUGGCGUAGUAAACUUCAUUCCUGCCGACGGAAAAACGUUUGGAGAUGUGACAAGUGCCCACCCUGAACUCGCCGGCGUCAACUUUACUGGCUCAGUACCAACGUUCCGCACGAUCUGGCGGCAAGUGUCGAGCAAUCUGGAGAAAUAUAAGAAUCUUCCCCGGAUCUUGGGCGAAUGUGGUGGAAAAAAUUUCCAUUUUGCCCAUUCAAGUGCAGAUAUCGAUACUCUUGUAGCUCAGACGACCCGUUCUGCCUUUGAGUUUAGUGGGCAGAAAUGCAGCGCUUGCGAACGACUUUACGUACCUGACACGAUAUGGCCCAAGGUAAAAGAAGGCAUGCUCGAAGCUCAUAAGAAGCUCAAGCUGGGCUCGCCUCUCGACUUCAGUUCGUUCACUUCGGCUGUAAUCGACCAAACUGCUUUUAAAAAGAUCUCAAACUUCAUUGAAUACGGCAGAGCGAAACAAACGCUUUUGGCUGGUGGAGAAACGAAUUCGACAAAAGGAUGGUUUAUUGAGCCGACUAUUUUUCAGACUCAGGAUCCAGAUGACAGGCUGAUGAAAGAGGAGAUCUUUGGACCUGUUGUAACGGUAUAUGUCUAUGACGCUAAGGACACACUAUCGGCUAUGCAAAAAGCUCUACAAACAUCCCCAUUCGGUUUAACUGCAGCGAUAUUUGCGCGCGAACAAGCCUGGCUCGAAAAAUCGACUGAGUAUCUAAAGUACGCUGGCGGAAACUUCUAUGUGAACGAUAAGUCGACUGGAGCAGUUGUUGGUCAACAGCCUUUCGGAGGCUCGAGAAUUUCCGGUACAAACGACAAGCCAGGCGGUCCGCAUUAUCUGCUUCGUUUCAGCUCUCCGCAAGUUAUCAAGCAAACGUUGACGCCACUCACGGAGAUUGACUAUGCUUACAUGAGGCCGUAAGCUGAUGUCUGCCAGUGGGUGCGUGUCUAUUAUAUGAAUAGCUUUUCAAAGCAGAAGAUUUUAAUAAAGAGUAUUAUACCGAGCACUAAAUAAGCAGUUGCCAAUUCAGAUGUAUUGGAACGGAAGAGCAGAGAAACGGGGGAGUGCGAGGUGGAAAAAAUACAUGUUCAUAAAUUAGUUGUUUUUGCUAAAUAUUAAAAGGAAUAUCUGCUGAAUUUAAGAUUCAUUCCUAGAGAUACAGUGCAUAAUAACGCCAAGAUUAUUAGCCUCGUUGUUUUUGAGGCAUUUUAUUAUGGGCUAGGGCAUGACAAUCCAAUAUAUUAUUAUAGAGUACCUGCGUAAGACCAUUGUGUGCAAGCAGAGAGUGAAUAGGUUAAACCUGCUUAUGGAUGAUUUGUUCGUUGUAAAAUCUUAAUUCAAUUUUUCUUUAUCUGAAACUAUUGAAUAUUGACUGAUUGAAUAUGAAAUACUGAGUCACUGCUGACUACUUUUUAUCUAUGUUGCGGCGCACGUAUGCUUUAAUUAGCAGAAAUAGUAGCCCAAUAUUAUUUGAGAUAGUUUACUUUUUGUUUCAAACUACAACUAUAUUGUUCAGAUUGAAAAAUUUAGGAUAUCAAGAUCGCUACAACCGAUCGGAGAGACUGCCCAAACACGGUACUGCAGCAUCUGGUGUCUUGUUAAAUGGUUAAUUGUCAUAACGCCAAUGAGCUGUAUGCGCUUAGGUCCAUAUACAUCUGCUCCCCCCCCCCAAAAGAAAGGACGGUUUCUAUUAAUAGAGGGAACCUAACAAUUGUUUUUUGUGCCUUGUUAUCAACGGAACUCUUCACUCACGCGAAGUCUUUCAGUUAUUUAGGAACGCUCCAGACGACGAAAUAACGCUCAUUGGAGCGUUUGGAAUUAAAGCCUUUAAAUUGAGAGGUUAUAAAGUGCAUUGAUUUGAAGCGCCGUCGUUUAAAGUUCGUAGCUGAUAGAUGCGGUGUAGUAAGAAGCACCUAUGGACUCCAAUCAGAGAAAAUCCUAAUCGUCGAUUCCAACCCCAACUACUAAAUCCCCGCGGGGAACAAUCAGAUCCUUAUAGAGCAGCAUGUCUUGCUCCUCCCAAGGUUUUCGGCUUAAUUUUCUUCGAAUGACCAUGCAAACUGACACUUGAACCUUGAAAUUAAUUUGGAUACUUCCUCAAGGAACGAUCUUUUUAAUAUAUCGUAUUUAUCUUUGUCGCUACUGACCAAAAUAAUGAAAGUGAUACAGAUAUCAAUACACAGAUAUAUAUUCUUAAAACGGCACUGGCAAAUAUCUUUUGUAGGGAAAGAGAAAACCUGAAUAGACCAACACUCUGUAUUGUUAUACUCAUAUACCCAACAGCAAUAUAUAGAUACCUACUAGGUAAUAAAUAUUGUGAAAUAAUAAUAAUAAUAUUUUCCUGAUACAACCACCGAAAUAUCGAAACAUGGAAUCGAAUGACUGUGUUCAGUGUUCGUGAAAUUUCCUGUUAUCUAUUCGAUGUAAGUUCCUAUAUUUGUAAGGGAGUAUGCUUCAUUGUAUCCGGAACGAGGCUGCUAUAUAAAUAAAACUGAUAUUGAAUGUCGUUGAUGA